CAUCACUCUUUUUAAGGCCUUUUAAAAACUCUGCAGUUUCCUACUUUCCAAGAACAGAGCUUUAGCAUGGCUGUCUCCUCCUCCUCACCGCCCAAUAGCUUCCCCCCAAUACCACCUCCCCCUAAUUACUUACCCUCAACGCUCCCUCUUCAUGCAACACAAUAAUAAACAUUUCUUGCUUGUUCUCUCCUCUACUCUGAUCCUUUCCAGUGAGAUGGCUACGAUGAAGAAAUGUUGCCCUGUUUUUGUUCUGCUCUUCCUCUGUUUUGCAUUUGGUUCUGUUUUGUGUCAAAACCAAGAUUUCUCAGCUCUUUUGGAGGUGAAGAAAUCUUUUACGGAAGACCCAGAAAAUGUUUUGCUUGAUUGGUCUGAAAGCAACGCCAACGUCUGUGCAUGGACAGGGGUGACAUGUGCUUCUAACUCGGUCGUGAGUCUGAACCUUUCGGAUUCCUCACUCGGUGGGUCAGUCUCUCCCUCACUCGGUCUGUUGCAAAACCUACUCCACCUUGAUCUUUCUUCCAACCGCCUUACGGGUCCCAUCCCAACAACCCUCUCCAACCUCACCUCAUUGGAAUCUUUGGUUCUAUUCUCCAACCAACUCACCGGUCCAAUCCCACCGGAAUUGGGUUCCCUCAUGAGUCUCCGAGUCAUGAGAAUUGGCAACAAUGGACUCACUGGUACCAUCCCUGCUUCAUUUGGGAAUCUAGUCAAUUUGGUCACUCUGGGUUUGGCCUCAUGCAGUCUCACUGGUCCUAUACCGCCGGAACUAGGUCGACUUGCUGGAGUUGAGAACAUGAUUCUGCAAGAUAAUCAACUCGAGGGUCCUAUUCCAACUGAGCUUGGGAACUGUUCCAGCCUCACUGUCUUCACUGUAUCUCUCAACAAUCUCAAUGGAUCAAUCCCAGCAGAAUUGGGUAGUCUCCAGAAUCUUCAGACUCUCAACCUGGCUAACAAUACUCUCUCUGGAGAGAUACCCAGUCAACUUGGCGAAUUGAGCCAACUCAUAUACCUCAAUUUUUUGGGGAACCAGAUUGAAGGCACAAUUCCAAAGUCCUUAGCAAAAUUGAGUAAUCUUCAGACUCUGGAUUUAUCUGUGAACAAGCUCGCUGGUGGCAUUCCUGAAGAGUUGGGCAAUAUGGGUCAGCUUCUAUACUUAGUUUUAUCCAACAAUAGUCUCUCUGGCACCAUACCAAGAAAUCUAUGCACAAACACUACCAAUUUGGAGCAACUGUUUCUAUCAUAUGUUCAACUUCUUGGUGAAAUUCCAGCGGAAUUAGGACGCUGUCAGUCCUUGAAACAGCUUGAUUUGUCCAACAACAAGCUGAAUGGAUCGAUACCAGUGGAGCUUUUUCAGCUGGUUGAGUUGACUGAUCUCUACCUGCACAACAACAGCUUGGUGGGAUCAAUUUCUCCGCUCAUAGCAAACCUCACCAACCUGCAGGCACUUGCCCUGUUUCAUAACAACUUACAGGGCAGCCUGCCUGGAGAGAUUGGAAUACUGAGCAAUCUUCAAAUUCUGUAUCUGUACGAUAAUCUGCUUUCUGGUGAGAUCCCUUCUGAGAUUGGUAACUGUUCAAACUUGGAAAUGAUUGAUCUCUACGGUAAUCAUCUCACCGGAGAAAUUCCUGGUACUAUUGGGGGGCUAAAGAAGCUGAGUUUUCUUCAUCUGAGGCAGAACAAUCUUGUAGUAAAGAAAGGCCUCUGGUCUCCUGAAGAAGAUGAGAAACUUGUCAAAUACAUAAGAACCCAUCAUGGCCAUGGUUCUUGGAGUUCUGUUCCAAAACUUGCUGGGUUGCAGAGGUGUGGUAAGAGCUGCAGACUGAGGUGGAUAAACUAUUUAAGACCUGAUCUCAAAAGGGGCCCCUUUAGUGCACAAGAAAAGAAUAUAAUCAUGGAUCUUCAUCGAAUUAUGGGUAACAGAUGGGCUCAGAUAGCCAAGUACUUGCCGGGAAGAACAGACAAUGAGGUGAAGAACUUUUGGAACUCCUGCAUUAAGAAGAAGCUCAUUGCAAAGGGGAUCGACGAUCCCAACACUGAUAACCUCAUUUCAUUAAACACAUAUCAGAUCAUGGACAACAUUUACACCGGCUGGUCAAGAUCUAUGACCACCCAGCUCAAUUCACGUUCUUUGUCAUCAAUCCAUGAAGUUGUAGCCACAACAUAUGAAAACCCAAACCUUGCGGAUAACAUUUGGACAACCAAAGAGCAAAUUCCACAUUCAAUAAUGCCAAUGUCCUUCACGCCAUUUCAUGAGCCAGCAUUGACAGGGGUGGGACAAAAUGAGUGCUUUUGGGGUACUGAGUCCACAAUAAAUGAAGCAAUGACCCAGGUGAAGCUUCAUGAUCAGGAGAAGGCGAUCGGUUGUGAACUUACAGAAUCUUCACUAAUGGAAUUCGUCUCAAGCAGCUAUGAUUUUGAGUUUGAUUACCCUUCUUUUCUUUCCUUUGAUGUCACAAAAAAUACAUUUGAUGGUGAGAUUCCUCCCCAGCUGGGAAAUUCACUUUUGCUUGAGAGGCUAAGACUGGGGCAAAAUCAAUUUACUGGAAGAAUCCCAUGGACAUUUGGGAAAAUCCGGGAACUAACAUUAUUAGACCUCUCAGACAAUUCACUCACUGGAUCCAUAGCAGCUGAGCUUAUGCUAUGCAAGAAAUUGAGUUAUAUAGAUAUGAAAAAUAACUUUCUUUCGGGACCAAUACCGUCUUGGCUGGGUAAUUUGCCUCGGUUGGUAGAAAUUUUUCUUUCAUCCAAUCAGUUUUCUGGGGCUCUUCCUCCGCAACUUUUCAACUGUACCAAGCUGCUGAAGCUCUUCCUUGAUGGCAAUUCCCUUAAUGGUACUCUCCCUGAUGGAAUUGGUAAGCUGGAAUCACUUAACUUCCUCAAUGUGAAUCAGAAUCAACUUUCAGGGCCAAUCCCUCCUACCAUAGGCAAGCUGAGAAACUUGCUUAGUCUGCAGCUGUCCAGAAACGGCUUCGGUGGUGAGAUACCUACGGAACUUGGGGAACUAAAGAAUCUUCAGAGCAUUCUAGACCUCAGCUACAACAAUCUCUCAGGCCAAAUUCCACCUUCUAUUGGGGCGUUGUCGAUGCUUGAAACGCUUAAUCUUUCUCACAAUCAACUUGUAGGAGAAGUCCCUGCUCAAGUUGGUGAAAUGAGCAGCCUGGGCAAGCUUAAUCUCUCCUACAACAAUCUUCAAGGAAAAUUAAGCAAAGUAUUCUCACGUUGGCCUGCUGAAGCAUUUGAAGGAAACUUAGAUCUUUGUGGAAGCCCUCUUGCUGGUUGUAAACUCUCAAGUAAGCAACAGUCAGGCCUGAGUGAAUCAUCAGUGGUGGUAAUAUCCGCAAUUUCAACUUUGGCUGUAAUUGCUCUUCUGGUAUUUGUGGUAGUAAUCUUCUUGAAACAGAGGAAAGAGUUUUACAGGAAAGCCAGUGAAUUGAACUGCAUUUACUCUUCAAGUUCUUCCCAAGCACAGCGAAGACUACUGUUCCAAAAAGGAGCAGGCAAGAGAGAAUUCAAAUGGGGGGACAUAAUGGAAGCCACAAACAAUCUCAGUGAUGAGUUCAUCAUCGGCUCUGGGGGGUCUGGUACAAUUUAUAAAGCUGAAUUGCCAACAGGAGAAACAGUUGCAGUGAAGAAGAUUACAUGGAAAGAUGAUCUUAUGUCGAACAGAAGCUUCAUGAGAGAAAUCAAUACACUCGGGAAGAUAAGGCACAGGCAUCUGGUGAAGCUGGUGGGUUGUUGUAGCAACCAAAGAGCAGGGGUGAAUCUAUUGAUAUAUGAGUACAUGGAGAAUGGAAGUGUCUGGGAUUGGCUGCAUCAAGAACCUGUGAAUAUAAAGAAGAAAAAGAGCCUUGAGUGGGAGACCAGGUUACGGAUUGCAGUCGGAUUAGCUCAAGGGGUGGAGUACCUCCACCACGAUUGUGUGCCAAAGAUCGUUCACAGGGACAUAAAAUCAAGCAAUGUGUUGCUGGAUACCAACAUGGAAGCACAUCUAGGGGAUUUCGGUCUCGCAAAAGCAUUGAUAGAGAACUACGACUCCAACACAGAAUCGAGCUUAUGGUUUGCUGGGUCUUAUGGUUAUAUCGCACCUGAGUAUGCAUAUUCAUUGAAGGCAACAGAGAAGAGUGAUGUUUACAGUAUGGGAAUUGUGUUAAUGGAGCUUGUUAGUGGGAAAAUGCCAACCGACGCAACCUUUGGAGUAGACAUGGACAUGGUGAGGUGGGUGGAGAUGCGAAAGGAAAUGCAAGGCUCUGCCCGCGAGGAACUGAUAGAUCCAGCAAUGAAACCCCUCUUAGCUGGGGAAGAAACUGCAGUAUAUCAGGUGCUGGAAAUAGCAUUGCAGUGCACAAAAACUAGCCCACAAGAGAGACCAUCUAGCCGGGAAGCUUGCGAUCAACUGAUUCACAUAGUCAACAAUAAGAUGGUUGAUUUUGACAAGACGAAUUUGGAUCCUUAUGCAUGAUCCUUUCUAUCAGUUUCGAAGGGUUUAGAGUCUGGGUUGAGUCGGUUGACAAUAAAGGGUCUAACGCAAAUUGCCAUGUUCAGACAAAUUUUCCUGUAUGGAAAUUAUCUGUUGGAAAAUUGAUCUAAAAAGUGAAAAGGGCCUUUGCGGCAAAUAGUUUCAGCUGAACCAAGCACCAAAUGAUUUUUUGUUCAACCAAUCUUCUGUCCAGUUGAAUGAGAUUAUAUUAUAGGUAGUUGUGAUGUUUUUAUCAGAUUCAACUUUAUAAAAUUUUCAAUUUGCA
This is a messenger RNA of Rubroshorea leprosula, 4742 nucleotides long. The record is from the annotation of a GenBank genome assembly. Lineage: Eukaryota; Viridiplantae; Streptophyta; Magnoliopsida; Malvales; Dipterocarpaceae.